UUAACAACUUUCUUACUUUUAUUAAUAUUUUAUUUCCUUAAACGAUUAAAAAAAGACGUAAAGAGUCAAAAUAAAACUUAUAAUGAGAAGUGUUUAACUUUUGAAACGCCUCAAAUGGUCUCUUCCGAUGACGUCACUCUGAGGCGGGAGCGAACAAAAUGGCGGACUGUCCUGUGUGAAAAAGUAAAAAGUUUCGGGUUUUUUGUUCUUUUUUUUGGAGUUUAAUUUUUGGAUUUAAACGUUUAACGGGACGCAGAGUUUGUUCCGGGGUCUCUGGGUCUUUCCCCGGGGCUCAGGCGGAUGUCCUGCGCGGGGAAAUGGACCAACAAUCCGGAUCUGAAGCCGAGGAUCCAGGCGGCGCUGCGGAGAGUGACCUUGAGCCAGGAGGAGGUUCUGGCUCUAAACCCUCGGGUCGUCCAAAGAGCCACAGGUCUGAGCCGCACUGACGUACAGAGUCUGCGACAGGCGACGCGCACCUGCCCCGCUCCUCAGACAGCUCUGGCCCUGUCCUCCUCCGGGCCCCUGAGCUCCUCCUCCGGGCCCCUGAGCUCCGGGUGCAGGUCCAUAGACGUGGUGCUGCGCGGGGGGCUUCCUGUGGGGGGCGUCACCGAGCUGUUUGGACCCAGCGCCGCGGGAAAGACUCAACUCGCUCUGCAGUUCUGUCUGUCUGUGCAGUACGACCCGCAGCACGGAGGACUGGGCUCAGGAGCGGUGUACGUGUGCACGGAGGACUUGUUUCCUUCUCCUCGCCUGCAGCAGAUGAUCUCAGAGCAGAGUUUUCUCCGUCAGGAUGUUCCUCUGGACCAGAUCCCCAAGAACCUGAGCGACCGAGUGUUUGUGGAGCACGUCUCCGACCUGGCGUCGCUCCUGUCGUGCCUGUCUCGUCGCGUCGUGCUCCUCCUCUCCCGUCGUCUCGUCCGAUUGGUCGUGGUGGACUCCGUGGCGGCGCUGUUCCGCUCCGAGUUCGAGGCGUCUGAUUGGCUGCGGAGACACCGGCAGCUGUUGGCCGUCUCCUCCGCGCUCCGACGAAUCAGCCGCCAGUUCAACGCACCUGUGCUCUGCAUCAACCAGGUGGUGGAUCUGGUGAACCCGGAGCAGGACCAGGGUCUGGGCCCCGCCCCCUCGUCCUUCGGCCCCGCCCUUGGUCUGGCCUGGUCCAAUCAGCUGACGGCGCGGCUGAUGAUGCGUCGUGAGGAGGGGCUGCUGAUUCGCGGGGACCAGAGCUCCGCCCCCCGCAGCCUCCAGGUGAUCUUUGCCCCCCACCUCCCGUCCGCCGCCGGCCAAUCACAGCGCGGCGCGGCCUCCUCCGGCCAAUCGCAGGGCAGCGUCAUCAUCGGGGUCUGGAGGGAGGGGCUAAGAGGCCACGACCAAUCAGAACACAGGGACUAAAUCAGGACUGAGCGUGGGACUAAAACUGGAACUGAACCGGGACUAAACCAGGACUGAACCGGGACUGAACCAGGACUGAACCAGGAGGACUUCUUUAGACCCUGGUUUGCUUAAAAAACUGUUACGAUCUUUUGUAAAAUGUAAAUAGUGAAUUGUUCAGAGUUUUGUUGUUAAAUGUCGUUAAUUGUUGUUUAUUUUCAUUGUUGUUUGUAAAAAGACGUCAAACCCCAAA
Boleophthalmus pectinirostris (great blue-spotted mudskipper) is the source of this 1621-nucleotide messenger RNA. It is a transcript of the gene xrcc3, whose product is annotated as X-ray repair complementing defective repair in Chinese hamster cells 3. Gene Ontology annotation, cellular component: replication fork; Rad51C-XRCC3 complex. The coding region runs from base 301 to 1389 and encodes 362 amino acids. The transcript has 7 exons. The record is from RefSeq and is a predicted model, not a curated record. Gene Ontology annotation, molecular function: ATP binding; four-way junction DNA binding; ATP-dependent DNA damage sensor activity. Gene Ontology annotation, biological process: double-strand break repair via synthesis-dependent strand annealing; t-circle formation; telomere maintenance via recombination. NCBI's taxonomy places the organism in Eukaryota, Metazoa, Chordata, Actinopteri, Gobiiformes, Gobiidae.